AUGGAAGACGAUGCUGAUGCCUACCUUCGGCGGGUGUCUCAACUGAAGCGGAAACACUUCAGAAAGGAUUCUGUCACUGCAUAUCAUCCCACGCCGGUGGAGGUGGAAACAGCCGACACCAGACCUAUACAUACCGUGGCUCGAAGGCUACCAAUGAAGAAACGAAAGCGGAUGUGUGAUGAUGAUGAAUUUGACGUUAUUUCUCUUGUGAGGGACGCUGUCAAUGUUUCUUCUGGUGGAGUUUUUGUCGCGGAUAUUCCUUCUACCGGUCCAUUGGUUGGUUGUAGUGGUGAUAGAAAAGUAUUGCAACAACCGGUGAAAAUUACGCUGAUGGAAAAGUGGUUUCCUGGGAGGACGUUGCAGAAUGCGACUCUGGACCCUGCCCAAGCACCACUGUACCAGUACACGGAAGUGUCGACGAAGCGAAUGAAGGAUGCCCGAGAGCGUUUUGUUUCCUUAAAAGCCGGGGUGGAGGAUGCGUUGAAGUACUCUUUUGUGGGCGAGUGCACUAAUUUUGACGAAGUUGUCUCCAGAAUGACCAAAGAGAGUUGGAUUGAGCUUCGCAACACCCUAUUUCAAAUAUCGUCGCGUGCUUCCUUGCGAAGGAAAAAGGGUGCAGUGAGGGCCAUGAAGUACAUUUUGUCAACAAAUGUUGGGGAACAUGUGCCGAAAUCCUCAAUUUUGCGGCACUGGAACGAAUAUCUUUUGAUUCAUGGCCCAGAACAGGGAUUCCAGCCUACCCUUUCGCUUUUCGUUUGGGUCGAAAGUGCGGGCAUUACCGCUCUCUUCACUGCCGUCGUUAGCCGCGCACUAAAAUUGUUUAAGCAAGGCAAAAAACCAAUGGCGUACUCGUUUUAUGAUGCUCAGGAGGAGUCUGAGCCCAGUUGUUGUGAUGAGGCUGCUACAAGUGAAGAAGACGAGUGCGUUGACAGCGGCGAGGUGCUUUCUUGUGAAGGGAGCGUUGAAAAAUCGGCAAAGGAGAGUGAACCGAUCGCAGUGGGGACUGGGGAAGGAAACGAUAAUAAUUUAGUGAGGCCGCCUUCCCUAGUGGAGCGCCUUCCUCGACUCGGCGGCUGUUCAGAAGAUGUAAUAUCGCUUCUUUCGUUCUUGCGCGUAUUAAUGCCAGUGGACUAUCUGGACGAGGAUGGGAGGAUGAUUGGUCGUUCCGCUGGUUACGGCGUUUGGUUGUAUGCCUGCUUGACCGCUGUUGACACACCCUUUGACCCGGACUUGGACCGACUUGUUCAUGAGUUUUUCCGUACUUGUUGCUUACAAUUACGGGUACUCGGGGAGGCACACAACGUCCGCGGAGAUGAUCGUGGGGCGAUACUGAAAGUUUUCCCAUCCCGCAAAGAUGACCCCCCUCAGUCGUCACAAUACAACUCCCUUGGUGAUGUGAGGAAGGAGGAUGUGUUGGCACUCCACACCAUUAUCGUUGUGCUAGCCAAGUUAUUCCGCCUAAAUGGUAAUCGUUUGGUUCCGCUGUAA
Molecule: messenger RNA, 1488 nt
Organism: Trypanosoma brucei brucei TREU927
Lineage: Eukaryota; Euglenozoa; Kinetoplastea; Trypanosomatida; Trypanosomatidae
Exons: 1
Coding region: 1-1488 (495 amino acids)
Source: RefSeq, a predicted model, not a curated record